This is a messenger RNA of Scaptodrosophila lebanonensis, 1041 nucleotides long. Its product is annotated as zingipain-2. The record is from RefSeq and is a predicted model, not a curated record. The transcript has 3 exons. Gene Ontology annotation, cellular component: lysosome. Gene Ontology annotation, molecular function: cysteine-type endopeptidase activity. The coding region runs from base 1 to 1041 and encodes 346 amino acids. Lineage: Eukaryota; Metazoa; Arthropoda; Insecta; Diptera; Drosophilidae.
AUGAAUUAUGGUGACGCAACAAUGUUAAUAGACAAGGCGCUAUUGGCGCUUCUCUGCAAAGUAAAUGCCAUCAAUCACGGCCAAGCUCUGAUUGAUUGGAAUGCAUAUGUGGACGAAUUUAAUAAAACCUACUCCACAGCUGCAGCUCUUACCUCUGCCCAAUACUUCUACAACUACAAUCGCAGGCUGAUCGCACAGCACAACCUGCGCGCUGAUCGUAAUCAGACCACAUAUCGAGUGGCACAAAAUCAAUUCUCAGAUCGGCGAGCCGUAGACUUUGCAGCCCUGCUGCCCAAAGCUGUUUAUCCGUCUACCUCCUUCGAAUCGACUCCGGUACAGGUGGCAGAUGCGCCGCUAUCAUACGAUCCCCGUACCAAUAUCGGCCUCACAUUGACGCCGGAAGAUCAGGGAACAGUGUGCAGCAGCAGCUGGGCCUACUCAGUAGCUAAGGCCGUGGAACUGAUGAACGCUCUGCAGACCGCCAAUUUGGCGCCCCAAUCAUUGUCAGCCCAGAAUCUGAUCAAUUGUGCUGGCAGCGGCACAGGAUGCACCACUCAGGUGCCCCAGAUGGCCUUCGACUACUUGACCCAGUACGCCGAAACGGAGCUGGUACUGCAGUCCGAGUAUCCAAAUAAUAAUACCCUAGCCCAGCAGGGCAUGUGCACACCGCCCCAAGCCACGGUCACUCUGCAGCUCACCAGCUAUGGGCGUCUGACCGAUGGCGACGACGCCACACUCAUGCGUUACGUGGGCAAUGGCAUUCCCGUCAUUGUGGAGUUCAACUUCAAUAAGGAUGCAUUCGGAUUUAUGCAUUAUAGCAGCGGUAUCUAUCAGCCGCAGACUGCAGCCUCUCUCACCAAACAGUCCUCACAGUUUCUAGUCGUGGUUGGCUAUGGACAGGAUGCAGCUACGAACCUGGACUUCUGGCUGUGCCUCAACUCCUUUGGACCGCAAUGGGGUGAGAAUGGUCUCAUUCGAAUACUCCGAAGCUCCACGCAGCCCAUUGCCAAUAGAGCCAUUUUCCCCAACGAGAUAGCUUAA